AACUUGUGGUCAGUUCCGAAAGAAAAGGAGAAGUGUCCCAGAGACGGCAGCAGGGAACGGUUAUAGACAACUCAGCAGCACGUUCCAGUCCAGUCUUCUCCAUCCUGCUCAAGAGGAUCUAUUGCGCUGAAGUGCUUUGUUCCUUUCCCCUGGAUCGCAGCCCACCUGACCAGGGCAGGAGGGUACCUUCAGCCCAAGAUGGACCCUGGCAUCCUGGUGCUUCUGGUUGCAGCUGGCAUCUGGCAUGGCUCGGCAUCUCCGACAAUCCAGCCGAAUGUCACCUCCCUGCUUGUGAACAAAGACGACCCCGUCAGCUUGCACUGCUCUGGGGAUGUCGGUGUGAAGUGGGUCAGCCCAACACAGAACAGAAUUGUGCACUCCAACGGUACUACCAGCACUCUCCGGAUCACCCACGCCACUUUCAGGGACGUGGGGACCUACGAGUGUUCUUAUACCAACAGCAGUGACACGGCAACAGCCUCCAUCCAUCUCUUUGUGAAAGAUCCGCAGAAUGUCUGGAACACCCCUCGCUUCAGCGUUAGAAAGAGCGAAGGCCGGGACGCCCAGCUCCCGUGUCUCAUCACUGACCCCGAGUAUGGGGCCAAUGUUACCCUGCUGAAGGACAAUUCUCCAGUCCCACCAGGGGCUAAGUUUUCUUUCAGCGCUCAGGAUGGCAUAACCAUCUACAAUGUGCAGCAAGCCGAUAAAGGAUCUUACAGCUGCCAGGCCCUGAUCAACGGGAAAGUGGAGAAGUCAAAGACAAUCAGGCUGAUUGUUCUAACAGCUACAACAAAGCCAGUCUCCGUCACAGUGGAGCAAAAGGACCAUGUGCGAAUAGAGGGAGAAAGUUUCGAGAUCACCUGCAAAAUAACCGCUCCUUCCCAUAAGUUUCAUGAAGAGUGGGCCCAUCCAGCUAAGAAUGUCAACACCACCAAGAGCAUCAGCUAUCACAAUGAGGACUACCACGUUUCCUCCAUCCUAUACAUUCCAGCAGUGACCAUAGGAGACAGUGGGAAAUACACUUGUAUAGUAAACAGUCCUGUGGGAUCCCGUAAUUCUUCAGCUGUGCUCGAGGUUGUAGAGCGAGGUUAUGUACGUCUGCUGCCCAUGCAGAACAGCAGUCAGGAAAUAAAGUUGGGAGAAAAUCUGCAACUGCAGGUCCUGAUUGAGGCGUACCCCAAACUUAGCAACUGGAGUUGGACACAUGAGAAUUCUUCAAGACGCUCUGCGCGCUCCUUAACCAACGACCAGAUGACCCAUGGUAACAACAGGUACAACAACACGCUCUCCUUGAACCGGCUGAAAGAGGAAGAAAGCGGACUCUAUACAUUCUCUGCAGCAAAUGAGGCGGCCCACGCAUCCGUCACCUUCAGCAUCUCCCUGAAAUUCCCUCCUAAUGUCCUUUCUGUCACGAACGCAUUGAACGACUCCAAGAGCCUUCGCUGUAUAGCCACUGGUUAUCCUGCUCCACGUAUUGAGUGGUAUCGAUGCCCAGGUCGCGCAGACAGAUGUGACCAGGGGAAAACACUGAUUCUGAAUGAGACCAGCCCCCGGAUCCUAGGCAAAGAGCCCUUUGGAAAGGUGGAAGUAGAGAGCAUCCUUCAAACUAAGGAGCUGGAGGACAACGUUACCUUUUGCUGCUGGGCCAUUAACAGUGAGGGAAAUGACUCACAGACACACUACUUAGUCCUUCCUUCAGAAGUCCGGAUCCCACACAAGCUCUUCAACCCCGUCCUCUCCAUCUUCUUGGCAACGCUGGUCCUGCUUUUCCUGCUGCUCCUCUUCCUACUGUACAAAUAUACUCAGAAACCAAAAUACCAGGUGCGGUGGAAGAUCAUUGAGGCCUGCGAAGGGAAUAACUACAUCUUUAUUGACCCCACCCAACUGCCGUACAACGAGAAAUGGGAAUUCCCCAGGAAUAACCUGCAGUUUGGAAAGACUCUGGGAGCAGGAGCCUUUGGAAAAGUGGUGGAAGCCACUGCUUUUGGGCUGGGGAAGGAAGACACUGUCCUCAAAGUGGCUGUGAAGAUGCUCAAAACAACAGCCCACACAGAUGAGCAGGAGGCCCUUAUGUCCGAGCUGAAAAUCAUGAGUCACUUGGGCCACCAUGAGAACAUUGUGAACCUACUGGGAGCCUGUACUUAUGGAGGCCCAAUUCUGGUCAUCACGGAGUACUGUCGCUAUGGAGAUCUGCUGAAUUUCCUGCGGAAGAAGGCGGAGUCCAUAAUCAUCCCAGACUCGCCCCUGGACUCCUCUCUGGAUAGCACGGCCGAUUACAAAAACAUCUAUCUGGAGAAGAAGUAUGUCCGAAGUGACAGCGGGUUUGGGAGCCAGUGUUUGGAGAACUAUGUUGAAAUGAGACCAGUGCCAUCAGACUCCACGCCAGCAGGAAGUAAAUUGCAAGGCAAGAGUGGAGGGGAAGAACAGGAGGAUACUCGGCCCCUGGAUCUCGGUGACCUUUUGCAGUUCUCCAAUCAGGUGGCUCAGGGAAUGGCCUUCCUUGCCUCAAAGAAUUGCAUCCACCGAGAUUUGGCAGCAAGGAAUGUGCUAGUGACCCACGGGCGAGUGGCCAAAAUCUGUGACUUCGGGCUGGCAAGAGACAUCAUGAAUGAUUCAAACUAUGUUGUCAAAGGCAAUGCCCGGCUGCCAGUGAAGUGGAUGGCUCCAGAGAGUAUCUUUGACUGCAUAUACACAGUGCAAAGCGACGUCUGGUCCUACGGCAUCCUCCUCUGGGAGAUCUUCUCCCUGGGUAAAAGCCCAUACCCUGGUAUGCUGGUGAACAGCAAGUUUUACAGCAUGGUGAAGCGGGGUUAUCAGAUGGCCAGACCAGACUUUGCGCCUAUGGAAACGUACUGCAUCAUGCAAGCAUGUUGGAAUCUGCAACCCACACAACGGCCCACCUUUGACCAGAUAUGCCACUUCAUUCAAAAGCAACUGGAUGCCAACAAGGAACAGGACUACACAAACCUCCCCAGUAGCUCAGAGGAAAACAGCGUGUGUGAGCCCUCUGACUGCUGUGAAGAGUCCUGUGAGCAAGGAGAUAGCAGUCAGCCUCUUCUGAAGAGCAACAACUAUCAGUUCUGUUAAUUUUAAGGUCAAAUUUGGAUGGAUCUUGCGCCAUCCUUGGCAAAGGACAGGUCACUCUUGGCUUAGAAGGCAGGUUCCUCAUUCUCAGUGUCUCCUUAUCUCGUGCUUUUGGAAGCAUGAAAGAAUAAGAGAACUCCCUCUUCCCCCCAUGAAAGGGCAUCAUUAGAGGAGCUAAGAACCAACAUUCACGCGUGAGGCUUGCAGUUGUGUUGAAAUAUAGCACAAAGUCAUCAGGAAUGUUAAACAUAAUCCACACGUCUGUGGAGCGUUUUGGAUUCCCUUAGAGUCUCCCACCAACUCUGAUCACACAUAGGCCCAUUGAUGCCGUUCUCCUGACAAGCAGCUCCUAACUCCAUGCUAGCCAGUUCUUACCUGCGUUGUUCCACAUGGAUAUGCAUUUCCAUAGGUGAGUGUGUGCGUGCAUUCAGGAGAGCUUCAAAGCAACCCACUAACUCCCUGCGACAGCUCUCCCUGUUAGAGAGAGAAACCACCAGCUUUUUUCCUUCACUAGUCUCCCUCUGCUCCAUCUAUGCAUGUUACAGAGUAUUAGUUGUAGCAGAAAAGCUUCUCUCCAAGCAUUAUGCAAGUGGCAGACCCCACAUUCCAGCUCAGCGCAGAUGAGGAUGCUGCACUUCACUUCACUCAAACUGCUGCUGAAGCUACACUUAGCAUUACAGAUUGGGAGGACAGUGCCUUUGAACCAUUACUGCUUGAACAGGUGCAUGUCCUCCAGUGAAACGUGAAGUCCGGCCAUGCUCCCUUCCAACAAGGCAUGGAACAUAAAUUCCCAUCAAGGAAGGAAUGGCAGCUUUUUAUAUUGAUCGGAACCAGCUCAGCAUUACACACAUUCUCUAAUGCAUGCUUGAAUUAUUGAACGAUUCAUGUAGCAACUCAGCAACCACUGCCUGUACCAAACCAUUAGGGGAAUGUUUUAAUGUAGAUAGUUGCAUUUUGAUAAUGUUAUACAAGAUUGUUUUUUUAAUAAGCUAGGGGCCUGGGCCCUCACAGGGAGCUUUUCUAAAUCUUGAAUUCUUUUGCUCAGGGUUAUUGAAUUUACGCAGCAGCCUAGUUUUAAGAUUAUUCUAUAUUAGCAUAAGACUUCCAGGGCGGGGGGGGAUCUCUUAACGAAUAAUAGCCUUAUCUGACUCCAAAGUAUAAUCAUGUGACAGGGUAUAUACACUGACUUGGCUUAGGCUACUGGUAAUGAACAACAGCUGCUACAUAAUUUGGCCUUUAUCAGACUACUACUACUUUGUGGGCCAUUUUUAAUUAAACUUUAAACCAUGCAGUGAGUGAAAUCAUAUGUUGAAAACAAAUUAUUCCUUUCCACUAAAUACAAGCUCAUGCAUUUCCACUUGUCAGCCUUAUGACAAAAAUAAAACUAACAUGAUUAACACAGCAAUAUUGUGCGGUUUUUUCCCAGAUGACCUCAGACUUUCAUUUCCUCCAUCUCCCUCCUUCAGGUGUAAGAGAAAGGGCAAAGCCUAGCGUCUCUCUAGACACUACUGAUUUGCUCUGAUAAUUAUUUAGGUAGCUAACAAAUCCCUUCUUUUUUCUAGUUGAUGGAAUGUUGAUUUGAUUAAACACUGACAAACUUGUUAAUGGCCAGCUUCUUGUAAUCCGAGAGGCCUAUCCAUUAUUGAGAGAAAUUAAAUAGAGAGAGGAGAGAUGCAACUGCAGAAUAUCUUCAGUCAUGGGUUAAAACACAUGUGGGAAGAAACUAGAUCAGGCUAUGGCAUGCACCUGCUGUGCCAUGCACUGGGUACAGUGGAUACUAGGGUAAACAAGAUGGGUUGGCAUAGUUUUGGAGAGAUCAGGGCAGCUUUCCUUCUAAUUUUCCAUCCAGGUGUGGAAUAAAUGUUGUUACAUGCACCGAGGCAAGUACAGAUGUACACCAGCAAUAGAAAUACAUCCUACCAGCUGUGGGCACGCUGCUAAUCAGCUGGACAGCACCUGAAUCUCUCAUGAGUGACCAUCCAACCGCUCAGCUUACAGGGAACACUGGAUCAGGGUAGCAAUGGCCUUCUGGUUUCCAAAGAAAGUUCCUCUUUAGCUCCAUUGCACCUUCAGGAUCUGUUCCAUACUAACGCACAUUUGAAGUAGCAAAAAGCUGAGGAUGAAAGAGAAAUGAUUAAAAAAAGCUCACGAAUGCUCAAGGAGAGGCUUAUUGCUGAGGUGUCACCUGCUGCAAUUUUCCCCUCCCACAAGCUUUUUUGUUAUCAGCACAGUACAAUUAAUUGAAAGAGAAUCUUGUCUCAACCCCUCUUCUCCAAUGCUGCAUCUUAGCUAUUUGGCAGUUGAGAACUUCGUUCUCACACGGAGUGGUCCAAUACUAAUUCAACCCUCAUGUAACUGAAUGAGUGGAGUUACACAAACGAAUGAAUUGGACCUGUUGUGCAGGGAACCAAAACCUAAAUCUUACAUGUCAUGCUUGCACCAUGAAGAUAAAGUAGGCAUCAGUGAAAAAGGGUUUUGGGUUUUUUUUUUUAAAUAUUAUUGUGUUUACCUCCAGAAGAGCAGAUGAUGCAUGAAUCUUCCACAUGAACAUGUGAAUAUUUGACCCUGACAUGUUUUACAGUUCGGCAACAGGAUUCUCUCUCUCACAGGCUGCCUUAUAUUUCCAUUUAUAGGAGCAACUCCGUAAUUGUAUUUCAAAAUGUAAUUUUUUUUUUAAAACCUCACAGAUUCCACACUGGAGUUAGGAGCCCAGGUAGUCUCUGUAUUUGCCUCUUUCAGAACAUAGUGCUGCAGAAAAGACCAACGAUUUUUUCCUACUUGUUCUUCACACGCAGUCCACUUGGCUGUGAGAUGUGGACGUG
Pelodiscus sinensis (Chinese soft-shelled turtle) is the source of this 5906-nucleotide messenger RNA. RefSeq names its product colony stimulating factor 1 receptor (gene CSF1R). Gene Ontology annotation, cellular component: signaling receptor complex; plasma membrane; CSF1-CSF1R complex. Lineage: Eukaryota; Metazoa; Chordata; Testudines; Trionychidae. Gene Ontology annotation, biological process: positive regulation of kinase activity; cell surface receptor protein tyrosine kinase signaling pathway; positive regulation of cell migration. The record is from RefSeq and is a predicted model, not a curated record. Gene Ontology annotation, molecular function: growth factor binding; ATP binding; macrophage colony-stimulating factor receptor activity.